Molecule: messenger RNA, 4062 nt
Organism: Styela clava
Lineage: Eukaryota; Metazoa; Chordata; Ascidiacea; Stolidobranchia; Styelidae
Source: RefSeq, a predicted model, not a curated record
CUAGAGGCCACGAUGGCACUGAUACAAAAGGGCGUUCAUAUCUGGUUACCGGAUAAAGACCCUCAGUCUAACUGUUCGGUACCGUUGGGUGCAGUGGUCAAAGAAAGAGAAGGUGAUAAAAUCCAAGUAUUAGUAGACAACGAGAAAGAGGAAAGAUGGUUAGAUGUGGAUUCAUCAAUCAAACUGAUGCAUUCAACAUCUGUAGAUGGAGUUGAGGACAUGAUCAGACUUGGCGAUAUGAAUGAAGGGGGAAUUCUCAGGAAUUUACUUAUGAGAUAUAAUGAAAACGAAAUUUAUACUUACACUGGUUCAAUCCUUGUGGCUGUCAAUCCUUAUCAAAUCCUUCCCUUGUAUGAGGCAGACCAGAUCCGGAUGUACACAAACAAACAAAUCGGAGAAUUGCCACCACAUAUAUUUGCAAUUGCAGACAAUGCUUACUUCAACAUGCAGAAGACCCAGAAAGACCAAUGUGUGAUUGUAAGUGGUGAAUCAGGAGCUGGCAAAACCGAGUCAACUAAGUUUAUACUUCAAUACCUGACUUCACGAUCUGGACAACAUUCCCAUAUUGAAGAACAACUAUUGAAAGCGAAUCCUGUGCUGGAAGCAUUUGGAAAUGCAAAGACUGUUCGCAAUGACAAUUCAAGUCGGUUCGGAAAAUUUAUCAAGAUCAAUUUUUCAAAAAAAGGAGUCAUCAUGGGAGCACAUAUUGAACAAUAUUUAGUCGAAAAAUCAAGAAUUGUCUACCAAGCUAAUGGAGAGAGAAACUACCAUAUUUUCUACUGUAUGUUGGCUGGAAUGAGUUCUGAGCAGAAACAAAAAUUUGGACUCGGAGAACCUUCAGAUUACCUAUACCUAACUCGGAUAAAGGGAUCAUGUCUAGAGUUUGAUGGAAGAGAUGACAAAUUAGAGUUUGAAAAUAUUGUCAGUGGAAUGAAGGAUCUUUCAAUAUCGGAGGAUGACAUCAAUCAAAUUUAUAAGUUGCUCGCAGCUAUAUUGCAUGUUGGGAAUUUCAAAUUUAAGAAAAAAGGGCUUGACAACGAAGACGAUGCCUGUGAACUUGUCCACAACACAGGAGUUGAAACAGCAAGUGAUUUACUAGGACUGAAUGAUGAAGACUUUGAAAAAGCUCUUACUCAACGGUUUUCCAAGAUGGGAAAAGAUACAGUUACAUUUAAUUUUAGCAUCUCGAAAGCACGAGAUGGUAAAGAUGCUCUUAUAAAAGGCUUGUACAGUCGGAUCUUUAUUUGGAUAGUCAACAAAAUUAACAAUGUCAUUCACAGUGGAGAAAAAGACAAGAGUAAACUUCUCUCCAUUGGAUUGCUAGAUAUUUUUGGAUUUGAAAAUUUCGAAAAAAACGGUUUUGAACAACUCUGCAUCAACUUCGCGAACGAGAAACUCCAACAAUUCUUCGUUCAUCACAUUUUUAAACUUGAACAAAAAGAAUACAAUAAAGAAAAAAUUAAGUGGAGACAAAUUGACUUCACUGAUAAUCAGGAGAUUCUUGAUAUGAUUGCAAUACAAAAAAUGAAUGUGUUGGCACUCAUCACAGAAGAAACAAGAUUCCCAAAUAGUACAGACCAAACUUUGCUGGACAAGCUUACCAGAAAGCAUGGUGAAAAUAGAAAUUUUUAUGAGCCGAAGUCACAGGUUGAUCAUACUUUUGGUAUCAGACAUUAUGCUGGAACUGUCAGAUAUAAUACUAAUGGAUUUCUCGAACGAAACCGGGACUCAUUCAAUGAUGAUAUGUUAUCUUUGAUCCAAUCUUCAACAAAUGAGUGUUUGAAGUCAGUGUUUCAAGGAGAACUGAAUGUUUCUGAUCGACAAAAAAACCAGACACUUUGUGUACAAUUCAAAAAAUCAUUGAAUGAUCUUGUCAGUGAUUUAGAAAAAUGCCAACCAUUCUUUGUCAGAUGCAUAAAGCCGAAUGAGUACAAAGAGUCAAAAAGUUUUGAUCGUCAGUUGAUUGCUCGUCAGCUGAGGUAUUCUGGCAUGAUGGAUACAAUUCGAAUACGAAGAGAUUGUUACCCAAUUAGAUACACUUUCGAGGAAUUUAUCAACAUGUAUCAAGUAAUUCUACGUUCUACUGUCACUGCAAAUGAUCGAAAAAAAAGGAUAGAAAUAUGCAAUAAGAUUAUGCUUGUAGCUGUAAACGACGAAGACUGGGAGAAUGGACUUGAUAAAAUAUUUUUGAAAGACAAACACAUCUUGUCAUUGGAAGCUGCUAGGAAAAAGGCUAUCACAAGGAAAAUCAUUGCUUUCCAAGGACGUUGUCGUGGUUUUGUCAUAAGAAGGCACUACAAAGGGCUAAUUGAACAAAGAAAAGAUGAGAAACUUCGUCGUGCAAGAGAACAGGAAGAACUAUUAAGAGCUAAGAAACAGGAAGCGGAUAGGAAAGAAAGAGAGAAGAGAAAAGCGACAGAUAAGGCGAUGGCCGAGAAUCAAAGGAAGAUUUAUUUGUCAGAGCUGCAAAAGAACCGGAAACAAUCACAGAGAGCGGACGACGAUGGUACUUUGGAACCAUCAGUUGGGGGUUCCGCUUCCACAGAAUCCGAGUACAAGAACAAAAAAAUACAAGAACCGACUGGGAAGGAACAACUAGAGAAACAACUACAGAAAGUUUCUCAAGCCAAGGACAUGAAGGAAACAAGAGCUUACUACCCAAUCAGUUACGCCCUUGAAGAGUUUGCUGAAAAGUAUGUAAAGAUAUUGCCUAUCCAGAUUGUGCAGGGCUGCAAAGAAAUGAUUGAAAUUUGUCAGAAGAUCAUGGACAAGGCUCUUGAUGGCAAAGACUGGCAGAUUGGAGAGAACAAAAUAUUUUUGAAAGAUGAGCAUGACAAGUUACUUGAAACUGCAAAAACAACAGCCAUCUUUCGAAAUACAUUGCAUGAACAAGGUCUUCUUGAUGGAAAAAAUGAAAAAACAGCUCAGGCUACUGAAACUUUCCUUGUUUGGAUUUCUAACAGUACAUGCGAGACUUUUGAAGUCGGAUCAGGCAUUCGAGCUAAAGAUUUUUGCAGCACUAUUGCAAAUCGUCACGCACUUAAAUCAGCAGAAGGCUUCAGUUUGUUUGUCCGAAUUGCUGGCAAUGAUGUUAGCGUUCCGGACGAUGACUGUUUUGUGGAAUUUGUGAGAGACAAAACUGAUAAUGAUUCAUCACGUUACCAAGUAAUCUUCAUGCGAAAGCUAUGGAAUGAUGUAGUACCUGGAGAAGAUCCAAUCGCUGAUGAAAAAUUCCAUUACCCUCAAGAAGUUUUGAACUUUCUACGAUCCUACCAUAAAUGCACCAAAGAAGAAGGAACACAACUUGCAGCUUUGAUAUACAGAAACAAAUAUGGAGAAGACCAACGCAAGUUUGCAAAAAUCCCUCAAUUACUGCAAACAGCUCAACUUCUUCCUAAAGAUUUGUUCAUCUCGUCUGGUGGUUGGUUAUCGGGAAUCAUGAACCAGUUUAAAAAGCACAGCGGAAUGAGCAAAAACGAUGCCAGGAUAUCAUUUUUGAAGAUUGUUUCUCGUUGGCCAACUUUUGGAUCUUCGUUCUUUGAAGUAAAGCAAACCACUGGUCGGGCUUAUCCAGAAAAUUUACUGAUUGCGAUCAAUAAUAAAGGAGUCAGCUUAAUCGACAAAAUAUCUAAAAAUAUACUAAGAACGUUUCCUUUCUCUGACAUCAAAAACAGGGGAAAUGAAAAUGGGUGUUUCAGCAUAACGGUUGAACAUGAAGUGGGAGAGGAAAAUUUUCUUUUCGAAACAAAUAUGGGUGACGCAAUUAGUGACCUUUUGAGCUCUUACAGCAUGCUUGAGAAGUAUGAGGACACAAGAUUGUAAAGUUUAAAGGUCACAAUAAUGAAUAAUAACUGACAUGAAAAUUGACUGUACAAUCUUAAUUAACUAUUCAAUUUAUAUGUCAUGUUGAUGAUCAAUAAUUAAAUUUUUAUAUUCUGGUAAUUACCGUACUUUCAUGUAUAAGAAUAAAGAAUAAAUUUUAUUUGAGUUUCAAAUUUUUAUUCGGUACUCUGGAAGUAUGUGAACCAAGAUGGUGGACACCGGAACAUAGUAUGUGUACCA